Pyrenophora tritici-repentis Pt-1C-BFP is the source of this 3048-nucleotide messenger RNA. Its product is annotated as siderophore iron transporter mirC. Gene Ontology annotation, cellular component: plasma membrane. Gene Ontology annotation, biological process: carbohydrate transport; transmembrane transport. Lineage: Eukaryota; Fungi; Ascomycota; Dothideomycetes; Pleosporales; Pleosporaceae. Gene Ontology annotation, molecular function: carbohydrate:proton symporter activity. The record is from RefSeq and is a predicted model, not a curated record.
AUGGACAAGAUCAAGUCCACUUUUGCGAAUCCGGUAGAGAAAUGGAGAAGGAGGAAUUCGGUGGAGCAUACUAAUAGAUGGGUGGGCGAACAUGACGGAUACGACAAUCGACCUUUGCCUAGGUUGACGUGGAAAGGGUUCUGGAUGGGUAUCUUGGUGUCGAUGGGAGGUUUUGUCUUUGGUUACGACACAGGUCAGAUCUCGGGUUUCCUCAGCAUGAAGGACUUCCUUCGCCGAUUUGGUCAGAGACGUGCGGAUGGAACACCAUACUUUAACAAUGUACGAUCGGGCUUGAUUGUCGCCUUGCUUUCUAUAGGUACGCUCUUUGGUGCGUUGGUCGCUGCGCCAAUCGCGGACUGGAUAGGACGAAAACAGAGUAUUAUCCUGUGGUGUGGCAUCUUCUCCAUCGGAAUCGUGGUGCAGAUUGCGGCGACAGACAAGUGGUACGAGAUCAUGAUGGGCCGUUUCGUUGCUGGUUUUGGCGUUGGAGCACUAAGCUUGCUCGUUCCCAUGUAUCAGGCUGAAACAGCACCCCGACACGUUCGUGGUGCCCUCAUCUCGACUUACCAGCUCAUGAUCACGUUCGGAAUCUUCCUCGCCGCAGUGUUCAAUUAUGCAGCCGAACUCCACCAAUCUGGUAAAGCAGCAUCCUGGCGGAUCACCUUGGGCCUCUCCUUUGUACCUGCAGCUAUUCUCGCAGUUGGAAUCUUGGCCUUUUCGGAAACGCCGAGAUUCAACUACCGCAGGGGGAAGAUCGAGGAAGCAACCAAGACGAUGUCGGAGGUGUAUGGUGUACCAACGAACCACUACAGUAUUCAGUUGGAGCUCGAAGAAAUGAGGGUUAAGCUUGAGGCAGAGAGUAAGGUAGUUAACAACCCUAUCCGGGAGUGGGUGGGUAUGUGGAUCGCGCCCAAGAUGGCGUAUCGAUUGGCGAUUGGGAUGGGUUUACAGAUGUUUCAGCAGUUGACCGGUGCAAACUACUUCUUCUACUACGGUACCGUGGUUUUCGCGGGUACUGGUAUUAAGAAUUCGUUUGUUACGCAAAUGAUCUUGAAUGGCAUUAAUUUCGGUGUGACCUUUUACGGACUGUACAUCGUCGAGCACUAUGGUCGAAGAAAGUCGCUCAUUGCCGGCUCCUGUUGGAUGUUCAUCUGUUUCUUGAUCUUUGCUUCCGUCGGUCACUUUGCCCUUGAUCGCGAGGAUCCAGAAAGAACCGAGAAAGCUGCGACGGCCAUGAUUUGCUUCGCCUGCUUCUUCAUAUUCGGAUUUGCGACAACCUGGGGCCCAAUGAUUUGGACCAUCUGCGGCGAGCUCUACCCAAGUCGGUAUCGUGCCAAGGCAAUGGCUUUGUCAACUGCUAGUAACUGGCUAUGGAAUUUCCUUCUUGCUUUCUUCACACCUUUCAUUACCGAAGCAAUCGACUUCCGCUAUGGCUAUGUAUUCGCCGGCACUAACAUCCUCGGUGGUCUCAUCGUGUAUUUCUUCGUUAUCGAAGGCAAGGGCCGCACACUGGAAGAGAUCGAUACCAUGUACCUCAUGGGCGUCAAGCCGUGGGAAAGCGCCAAAUGGGUCGUGCCAAGUCUGGAGGAAAUGAGUGGCGACAUGAGGCAGAAGCUUGAGGCGGCGAACCCCGAGCUGGCCAUUAAAGCAGAGUCGGAUGGCGCUGUGUUGAACAGUUCGAGAGCAGAUGAGAAAGAAAGUGAUGAAGUCAGGCGGACUGAGGACAUUGCGCCCGGUAUGAGUUGGGAAGGUGACACUCCAGGCCACCUGCGAGAGAGGCUAUCUUUCAGCUUGACUGGCAUGCAUCAUGGCGACGGCCUUUCUGGACACCAAACUCACCACAUGGACACCGAUCGUGGCGACAAGUUCGGCAAAGACGAGGAUGAUAGCCACGAUAGCGGUCUAGGAGAACACUCCUCGAACGCGCCCUCGGCCCAAGCUGGUGUCAGGCGUAUCGAAGCCGUCAGCAAGGCGUGGACAAAAACCUCACUCAUCAUCGCAUAUGUCACCCUUCUCAUCAUCGCUAAUGUCACUUCUCUUGAGAUUCAGGUCACCAGUCUCAUGGCGCCGUUUGCUACGAGUGCAUUUUCGUCACACUCUCUAGUCUCCACCAUCUACGUUGUGCAGGGCGUCGUCAGCGGCGCACAGAUAUUCUGGGCUGCGGGCUUCAAUGGACUACAGGUCUUGCAACAGAUCUUUGUAGCUGAUACGACAGAUCUAUUGAAUCGCGCUCUUUUCGCCACCCUGUUUGAUGUACCCUUUCUCUGGACUACUUGGGCAGGACCGGAAGUCGUGGCGUUCUACAUGUCGGUUUUCCCAUACUUCAACUCGUAUCUCCAGAUCGUGCAAGGCCAGUCCUUCGUCACCGCCGGCUAUAUCACCCGGGUCUUUACAUUCAGUUCUACUGUCUCAUCAAUUGUGGUCUCGCUUUUGAUCAAGUAUACGGCACACUACAAAUACUAUGUCACGAUAGGUGCGACCAUCUACCUCCUGGGUAUGGGCCUCAUGCUGGUGUAUCGCACACAAGACGCGUCUGUCGGCACCCUUGUUGGAACCCAAAUUGUUAUUGGCAUUGGUGGCGGGUUCCUCAACGUACCAGUGCAGCUCGGUGUGCAGGCAUCAGCUUCACAUCAACAAGUUGCAGCCGUCACUACCGUUUGGCUCACACUGCUCGAAGUUGGUGGUGCGGUUGGAUCGGCCAUAUCCGGUGCCAUCUGGUCGACCUAUGUGCCUGCAAAACUUCAGGAGUAUCUCCCAGCUACGAAUGCGGCUGACUGGGCAAAAAUAUACGGGGAUCUGACUGUGUCUUCUAAUUACACUACAUACCCACUCGGAUCUCCGGUACGGCUUGCUAUCAACCAGGCUUACCAGGAGACUAUGCGCUACCUCCUCAUCGGAGCUCUUUGCUGUGCGGCACCAAUCUUACCCCUGACGUUCGUCCUGAAGAACUACAAACUCGACCAGAUGGAUCAGAAGGUUGUUGGGAAUGUUAUCGGAAGUGCAGAGAAGAGAGAGAAGGGCAAGAGUUGGAGGUUUUGGAAGCGGUGA